Messenger RNA from Aureobasidium pullulans EXF-150, 1827 nucleotides. RefSeq lists its product as uncharacterized. Bases 1 to 1827 code for a protein of 608 amino acids. Lineage: Eukaryota; Fungi; Ascomycota; Dothideomycetes; Dothideales; Saccotheciaceae. The record is from RefSeq and is a predicted model, not a curated record. The transcript has 7 exons.
AUGGCCGACUUUCGGAACGACUCUCCCAUGAAGGUCGAUGAAACUUCAUCAAACUGUUAUACAGUAACGCUGCAAUUGCCUCCAUUUGACCCUUCCACCUUUGAUCCGGAAGAUGUCCCCGAAAAUUUACGUAAAGAGUGGGACCGUGAACCAGAUCUGUAUGUUCGAGAUGGCACACAACUUGACCCAAAGGAUGCGACCUCGGCAAAGCAAAUUUAUAGACGAUUGAACGGUCACUCAGUGUCACCGGCUGUAUUUGCCUUGGGAAAGAAUCCAUAUCCUGGAUUGAGGGUUCGUGCUUACAUUCCAUUGUUAGGAGAGAUGACUCCCGAGUAUGAUGAUACUUUGCCUUGGAUGGGAGAUAAUGCCUUCCUGCAUUUCAUAACACCGGACGAACUCAUGGCAUUGGGCUGUGUCAACUCGGAAACAUCGGAUGGCCUGCCUGUCUCGCCUCAAUUCAAAGUCGAUACACAGACAGCCUUGACAGCAAAUACGAAUAGACAUGCCAAGGCAAAGGUCAUCGGCAAUAACGAUGGCAUUCAUCCAUGCUUCCAAAGAACCAACUUUUUGGAGACAGACGAUCGAGAUUACGAAUGUCUAAAGCCUACCUUACGGAUAGUAACAAAGGUGAUGGAGAUGGAAAGUGUCAUGGAUCUUUGGCUCGAAACAAAAUGGGAAGCGACGCAAUUACGCGAUUUCAUCAAAUUCCGGUGGGCUCCUCUCUCGCAUGAGCGUACGUAUGCGAUUACACAUUCGAUUGAGGAUAAGACGGGAUUCAGAGGAACCCCUGAAAGUCACCCUUGCACCAUUGAACUCGAGUCUAGAUACCGAUACAUACUUACAGGAGGGACGGCAUACGAUCCAACAAAAUACAACCCAGCAGCCUCAAGCGAGGAUGCUCAUCUGCGUUUGCAAUUUCACUUAGCACUCGUCAUCCUGCAUGAGAUGAGCCACGCUUGGUUCUUCAACGUGCGAAGCGAGUUCGUUACUCCAUUCGUGAACGAUCACAGGAUAGCAGAAGAAGGAUUUGAAGGCGAAGCUACUAUAAGCAAAGGUAACAUAAUAACGCCUUUGGAAGUCAACGUGCAACUACCCACUCUACCAUUCGGUAUGGCUGCACGUGCAUGGCCCGGAGCACAUCAUUCCGAUGAAUGGUGGAUCAAAGCAAGCGCGGCAAAGUAUGGCAUCCCCUUCGACACCAGAUACGCAGUACCUAUGAAAUUCAUAAAGCAAUUUUUCAACGACGAUUUCUGGAAUCAUCGCGUGGAAAGAUUUGGCCAAGGAGCUCUAAACAAUUUCAAAUCAGUCGGUCUACGCCACAGAAUAAGCAAAACAAAGUUCUUCCCACCAGAAAGUCCGAGGGUCAAGAGGAAGCGUGAUCAAGCCACUGGAAUUGAUGUGGACGAUCCCGAAAUUGAACCUGAUGCUGCAUUUCCUCAGGUCACGAUAGGAAUCAUUUACGCGGAUGGAGCUUUGUCAGCUCUGGGCAAAGAAAUACCUACAAUACCCAGGCCAGCGAAAAUGGCUAGGAUUGAAGAAGAAGAUACCAUUGAAGUAGAGGCGCAAGAAGAUAGAACGGCGGAAGACGAUAUAGAAGAUUCGGGAUAUGGAGAAGGACUAUUUACAGGGGAAGAUCCAGCAGAAGAUAAGGACGAAGAAGGAGAUACAGAUAUGGGGGACGGAAGCGACGACUAUGAAGAUGAGGAGGAAGAAGAUGCCGAUGAGGAGCUAGAGUCUUCGCCAGCACAGGAUAAGUUGCCUCUGCCUGAUGGCCCCUUCCUCGUCUCUUGGAGUUUCACCAUAUCACCACAUCUUGAAUUGACAUAA